Messenger RNA from Nymphalis io (European peacock), 1033 nucleotides. RefSeq lists its product as uncharacterized. Bases 107 to 1018 code for a protein of 303 amino acids. The record is from RefSeq and is a predicted model, not a curated record. The transcript has 9 exons. NCBI's taxonomy places the organism in Eukaryota, Metazoa, Arthropoda, Insecta, Lepidoptera, Nymphalidae.
GCCCAUAAUGUCGUAAACCAAACAAUAAUAAGAAAAAUAUAAUUGACUUUGGGAUUGUUUAGAUUAUAAAUUAUCAAAUUCUGUUUAAUUCGUCCGUCAUAUAGUCAUGAACAAUAAGAUUUGUUUUGUUAUUUUUUAUACGUCUACCGUACUACAUUUGGUGAUAAGCGACGAGAAAUUAGAAGAAAACAAUGAAAAUAAUGACAAGAUGAGCGAGGAUGAGAUAGUUGCAGCGUUUCAACCAGAAAACACAAUCUUGAAUAAACUGAAAGACGAAGAAAAUUAUGAAGAAAAAGAGUUAGCUGAAACAGAUGAAGAAAAUGAUGAAAGAAAUGAAAUAAUCGAAUUAGAUGAAAGUAAUGAAUUUGACGAACCAGAUGAUGAGAAUGAUGGAAAAAAUGAAUCAGCUGAACCAGAUGACGAAAGCGAUGGAAAAAAUGAAUUACUCAAAGCAGACGAAAGCGAUGCAUCAUUAGAUGAUAUGCUACAAGAAGCAAAAGCUGUCGGUGAUUACGCAGAUUUGUUUGGAACUAAUCAACAUUAUAGUAUUCCUGAUACGUACCAAGAUUUCGGAAGAAGAUUUGUAUUAAGCUAUCCAUAUUUCGAGAAGACACCUAUAGCGAAGGAUGCCGCUGAAACUGAAUUAGACAAUGCAAUAAAGCAACAUCUGGAAGCUAAGAAAAUAUCUGAUAGGAGGCUCUUACCACAUAAGGCGCCACCAGAAUUCGUCCUGGCCGUUGCAAAACAAUCAGCUAAUUUAGAAUCUAUGAAACCAAAAAAAAACAUAAAUAAAUAUAUAAGAAAAGAUAUUCUUAGAACUGGGGAUUAUUGGGAUGACGUGUGGAAAGAAGAUGUAGACGUCAAUAAUAUAUUAAGAUCAUCUAACAAAAAUCAGAACGAAUUGGAAUCUGUUUCGGUUGAAAUAUCCCCUGGUUCGAAGCUAUACGAUCUCAUUUCAAUUCUUCAACAGAAAUCACCUCGUCUUCUUUACGUCAUAAAUAAAAGAAAUGAUAAAUAAAUUCGAUUUUUUUUU